AUGCCGAGCUUCGCAACGAGGUUUAAAGCUGCAAUAAAAAAGAUGGAUAUGCAAGCAUCAAAAGAAUUCCUAGCCGAACUAAAGGUUCUGACACACGUUCAUCACUUGAAUUUGGUGCGGCUAAUUGGAUAUUGUGUUGAGGGCUCCUUAUUUUUGGUUUAUGAAUACAUUGAGAAUGGAAAUCUAAGUCAACAUUUGCGCGGCACAGGGAAGGAUCCAUUAUCAUGGGCAGCUAGAGUUCAAAUUGCAUUAGACUCAGCAAGAGGACUUGAAUACAUUCACGAGCAUACAGUUCCUGUCUAUAUACAUAGAGAUGUUAAAUCAGCAAACAUUUUGAUAGACAAAAACUUCCGCGGAAAGGUUGCGGAUUUUGGUUUGACAAAAUUGACUGAAUAUGGUAGCUCCUCGUUACAAACACGCCUUGUCGGGACGUUUGGAUAUAUGCCUCCUGAGUAA
Vicia faba (fava bean) is the source of this 456-nucleotide messenger RNA. Lineage: Eukaryota; Viridiplantae; Streptophyta; Magnoliopsida; Fabales; Fabaceae. The record is from the annotation of a GenBank genome assembly.